UCUCAGCAUAAUUCUGUGAAAAAAAUGUUUGCAGAUUGUUUUAGUACAAUUUUUCAAUCAACUUGUCGUGUUCGUGAUUCGUUGAAAUCAUCAUUGAAAACGGUCUCAACGACCACGGCAACGACAACGGCAAAAAAGUUUGAUGUCACCAAUAAAGAGUUGACAGAAUUAAUGGAAUAUCGUGGCUUAGAAUCCAUUGAAAAGGUUGAAGAAAAAUUUGGAUCAAUAAAUGAAUUGUGUAUGAAGUUAAAUAUUUCACUUGAUAAAGGUAUAGAUGGAACCGAUGAUGAAAUUAAGCUUCGGAAACAAGUUUUUGGCUCAAAUAAAUUGAUUGCCAUUACAUCGAAAUCAUUUUUGUCAUUAGUAUUGGAAGCAUUGCAAGAAAAAACGAUGAUCAUGUUGGAAAUAUGUGCAUUCGUUUCAUUGGCACUUUCAUUCUAUCAUCCAACAAAUGAAUCAUCGUCCGAUGAUCAUCGAAAUCCAUAUUUGGAACAAAAAAAUGAAGAUCGAUAUGGUUAUGUUGAAUCAGUGGCCAUAUGGUUAUCGAUUAUGAUUACAGUAUUAGUAAUGGCAACCAGUGAAUAUGGAAAAGAAGCCAAAUUUAGAGCAUUACAAAAUCGUUUAGAAAAAGAACACAAGAUCAAUGUAUUACGUAAUGGUAAUAUACAUGAAAUAUCAACAUCGGAUUUAGUUGUUGGUGAUAUUUGCAUAAUUAAAUAUGGUGACGUAAUUCCAGCUGAUGGAAUAUUAUUCGAAUAUAAUGAAUUAAAAAUCGAUGAAAGCUCAAUGACUGGUGAAUCGGAUCUAGUGGCCAAACGAACGGAUAAAGAUAUCACAUUAUUUGCUGGAACUCAUGUUAUGGAAGGAAGUGGCCGUAUGAUUGUUAUCGCUGUCGGUGCCAAUUCACAAACGGGCGUUAUUUAUACACUUAUGAAAAGUGGAAAAAAAGGAAAAUCAAUCCUACAAUGUAAACUUGCCGAUUUGGCUGUCAAAAUUGGAUAUUUUGGCAUAUCAAUCGCAAUAAUAACCAUUAUAAUGCUUAUCGUACGAUCUUGUAUUGUUGAAUUUGCUAUUAAACAGGAAAAAUUGGCAUAUAAACAUAUAAAAGAAUUUUUUGAUCAUGUCAUCACUGGUAUAACGAUUCUUGUUGUUGCCGUACCGGAAGGACUACCAUUGGCCGUAUCAUUAUCAUUGGCCUAUUCGGUUAAGCAAAUGAUGAGAGAUAACAAUCUAGUACGUCAUAUUGAUGCUUGUGAAACGAUGGGUAAUGCAACGACUAUUUGUUCGGAUAAAACAGGAACAUUAACAGCAAACAAAAUGACCGCCGUACAAUGUUAUACAUUUGGUAUUUAUUAUACAAAAUUAUCAAAAAGACAGCUGAAUUUUCAUACAGCACAAAAUAUCACAUUUGUCCAUAUAUUGGCUCAGAAUAUUGCAUUGAAUUCAGCAUCUACAAGUCGUAUUGCGCGAGACGAAAAUAAUUUGAUCAAACAAUAUGGAAACAAAACCGAAUGUGCAUUAUUAGGUUUACUUUAUAAGCUUCAAUAUGAUUAUGCUAAAUUACGCAAUGAAUUUUCUGUGAAUGAAAUUCAUCGAGUUUUUGCAUUCAAUUCCAUGAGGAAAUUGAUGCGUACAAUAAUCAAACUACCAGAUGAUCAAGGAUUUCGUUUAUUAGCCAAGGGUGCUUCAGAAAUUAUAUUACGUAAAUGUUCUUUUAUCAUUGGUGUUGAUGGUAAAUUAUUACGAUUGAAUUUAAUGGAAAAAAAUAAGAUUACACAGCAAGUGAUAAAAGUAAUGGCACACAAUGGUCUACGUACUAUUUGUUUGGCUUAUGUGGAUUAUAUUUUCCAUGAUGAUGAUGAUGAUGACGCGAACGAUGCCAAUAAUGAUGAAAAUAGUCGACCAAACCAUAACCGUAACAAACCUAAUUGUAAGAUGAUUAAACGAAAUAUUGAACCAGAAUGGGAUGAUGAACAAUCCUAUUCAGAUAUGACUUGUUUAGCCAUCGUUGGUAUUGAAGACCCUAUCCGAAAAGAUGUACCACAAGCUAUAAAAAAAUUUCAAGAAUCCGGUAUAACCGUACGAAUGAUAACUGGUGAUAAUAUUGAUACGGCAAGAUCGAUUGCAAACAAAUGUGGUAUAAUCAAUACUGAUAGUAAUAGUAAUCAAGAAAAAAAUUUCAUGAUACUUGAUGGUAAACAAUUUAAUCAAAUGAUACGUAAUGAUUCCGGUGAAAUUGAUCAAGAUUUAUUCGAUUCUAUAUGGCCACAUUUACGUGUAUUGGCACGUUCAUCACCUAUGGAUAAAUAUAUUCUUGUCAAACAUAUAAUUGCAAGUCGAAUAACAUCAGCAAGAGAAGUGGUAGCUGUCACUGGUGAUGGUACAAAUGAUGCACCAGCAUUAAAAAUGGCUGAUGUUGGUUUCGCCAUGGGCAUUGCUGGCACCGAAGUGGCCAAAGAAGCAUCGGACAUUAUAUUGACUGAUGAUAAUUUUUCAAGCAUAAUAAAAUCAGUCAUCUGGGGCAGAAAUGUUUAUGACAGUAUUGCUAAAUUUAUUCAAUUCCAAUUAACUGUCAAUAUUGUAGCUGUAUUGAUAUGUUUCGUUAGUGCAUGUAUUAUACAAGAAAGUCCAUUGAGACCAGUACAAAUGUUAUGGGUUAAUCUGAUUAUGGAUACAUUAGGUUCAUUGGCGCUUUCAACUGAAGAACCAGAUAAAACAGUUUUAUUACGUAAACCAUAUGGUCGUAAUAAACCAUUGAUAUCGACAAAUAUGCUUAAAAUUAUUGCCGGUAAUGCAUUAUAUCAGCUUGCCAUUUUGAUAUCAUUUUUAUUCUAUGGUAAAAUAUAUUCGUUUACCUGUUUUUAUAUCUACCUUUCUAAUGUUAUUAUCGUUUUUGUUGUUUCUCAAACACACACACACACACACACACACACAGGUCCACAAUGGUUAGAUUUUGAUUCUGGUCUACAAUUGAGUAAAAACACACCGACCGUUCAUUUUACAAUGUUAUUCAAUAUAUUCGUAAUGUUAACAUUAUUCAAUGAAAUUAAUUCACGUAAAAUCAAUGGUGAUCGUAAUGUAUUUGAAGGUAUUUUAGCAAAUUGGAUGUUUUGUUCAAUAUUUUCCGGUACAUUAUUCAUACAGGUAUGCAUUAUACAAUUCGGUAGCAUUUGGUUCAACACUUGUCCAUUGGAUUUAUCACAAUGGAUGUGGUGUUUAGCAUUUGGUUUCAGUAUGCUUGUAUGGGGUCAAAUAACAACAACGAUGACAUUGAAAACACGUAAUUAUAAUUGGAUAAAUGGAAUUAGUGGCCACCAACAACAACCAACCACCCACUAAAAAUAAAUAAAACUGAAACUGGAUAACAGUUGACAAUGAUAAUCUCUACUUUUUUCGUUGAAAAUUAAACAUAAAUUAUAAUCAUA
Dermatophagoides farinae (American house dust mite) is the source of this 3425-nucleotide messenger RNA. Lineage: Eukaryota; Metazoa; Arthropoda; Arachnida; Sarcoptiformes; Pyroglyphidae. The record is from RefSeq and is a predicted model, not a curated record.